Serpula lacrymans var. lacrymans S7.9 is the source of this 609-nucleotide messenger RNA. RefSeq lists its product as uncharacterized. Bases 1 to 609 code for a protein of 202 amino acids. NCBI's taxonomy places the organism in Eukaryota, Fungi, Basidiomycota, Agaricomycetes, Boletales, Serpulaceae. The record is from RefSeq and is a predicted model, not a curated record. The transcript has a single exon.
AUGACAAAGGAGGAGACCUGGGAUCUGUUGGACCAUUGGUACAACCAGAAAAACAAUAUAAAUGCCAAAGUUAUCUUCAGGUUCAAAUCUACUCUGCACCCGGUAGCCAAUAAAGGAAAGGGUAAAAGGAAGGGGAAGGCAGCAAUGAAGAGAGUCCUUCCCAGAGUGAGAAUGGUUGCACCAAGAAGCAAUUCCACAGAUGAGGAACAAGAGGAGAUUAAGGGGCCUGAUAAAAUCCUAAGUGAUGAUGAACGCGGUGCUGACGUUCAGAACCAGCCAGGGCCCUCCGAACCAGCUGCAAGGCAACAAACUGUAGCCUUCCAGGAAUCAACAACCAGGAUGGGGUUGGGCAUCAGUUUGGAGGGCCCAGGCCUGGCUCCUUCUAUCUCGGGGCAUCAAUCUGUAGGUGUAGAAGAAGUGGACAAGGACAGUCCCUGGCAUGCUUCUAUUACACACAAGUCUAAAAGGGGGUUCCUCACCGAGUUAUAUACUGAGGAGGAAUACCUGAAGUUGGUGGAUGCAGAGUACCAACUGCCAAAAGACAAGCCCGGGCCCAGCUCCCAGAGUAAUUGCCAGCCAGAGGAUUACUUGGACUACUGGCCAUUAUAA